UUGACAUUUACGACGAUAAAUCAAUAAAAUGAAAAUGUCAAUAGGAUAGAACUUGCUUUUACAGAAAACGUCAAGUGUCAACAUAAUAGUUAACAGAGGCAGUCUAUUUUUCAUAAUUUUAAUAGUAUUUAGUACUUUACGAUUGAAGCACGGUUCCACUGCGACCCGUCGCUUUUAUCAUCAACUAGUGUUUAUAAACACCUCCCAAAAUGAGAUGGACGGUGCAUAUCGAGGGUGGACCAAUGCGAGUAAAUCAUGCAGCGGUGUGCAUCGGCGAUAAAAUAUAUUCCUUUGGAGGAUAUUGUUCCACUGAAGAAUAUAAAGAUUGGGAGCCAAUACCAGUCCAUGUUUUGGACACAAAUACUAUGAGGUGGGCACCAGUCAACUACAAGAGAACAGAUGUCGCUCCUUUUCAAAGAUACGGCCAUACCACCGUCGCAUAUGGAGACAAGGUGUUCAUGUGGGGAGGCAGAAAUAAUGCUGUGGCAUGUGACACUCUCUCCUGUUUUGAUACAAAAACAUUAGAAUGGACUACGCCGGCGGUCUCGGGCAUGGUUCCUUAUGCCAAAGAUGGGCACUCAGCAUGCGUUAUUGGAAACAAAAUGUACAUUUUCGGGGGGUUUGAGUAUCUUACAGACCAGUAUUCCCAAGAAGUGCACUGUCUAAAUCUUGACACUCUACAAUGGAGUUACAUUGAUGCUCGAGGGACAGCCCCAUCUCACCGUGACUUCCACACGGCUGUCGCUGUGGACAAGAAAAUGUAUAUAUUCGGCGGGAGAGGGGAUUUAAAUAGCCCUUACAACUCACAAGAGGAAAUAUAUUGCCCGCAAGUUUUCUAUUUAGACACGACUGAAGAUAAAUGGGUCGCAAUGAAUCCGGGUGGAACUUGGCCUGAAGGAAGGCGUAGUCACUCGUCUUGGCUUUACAAAGGCUACAUGUAUAUUUUCGGUGGCUUCAACGGUAACUCGAAGACACACUUCAAUGAUCUCUAUCGAUAUUCAAUUAAAGAGAAUAUCUGGCAAUUUAUUAAUGUAGGUGGCUCAGUGCCUUGCAAGCGACGACGACAAGCAUGCCUAAUUCAUAAAGACAUUGUGUAUCUAUUUGGUGGGACAAGUCCCUGUCCUGGUAAUAGUAAUCGUAUCCCAGAGAAUGUGGACAACAAUCCGGAGAGAUUGAUAGACAACAGUGACCUGCAUCUACUAGAUUAUCAACCUUCUCUUAAGACUUUAUGCAUCCUCAAUGUACUACAACACAACCUCGACACUUCAAUACUCCCACGUGAUAUUAUUGUGGAUAUCCGCCUGAUGACUCUGCCAAACCGCAUCAGCAGGCCCAUCAACCAAUCUGGUUGAACAUACUAAGUAUUAUUAGUAAAUGCAGCUAAAUAUAAUUUGGAGCAGCUUCACAUAAAUAUAUUAAAAAUUAUUUAGUUAUUAAUUUAUUAUGGUAUUACAUAUAUACCUGUUUAUAUUAUACUUCGUAAGUUAUAGCAAAAAGAGAAAUACUUUCU
Messenger RNA from Spodoptera litura, 1510 nucleotides. RefSeq names its product kelch domain-containing protein 3. NCBI's taxonomy places the organism in Eukaryota, Metazoa, Arthropoda, Insecta, Lepidoptera, Noctuidae. The record is from RefSeq and is a predicted model, not a curated record. Gene Ontology annotation, cellular component: cytoplasm. Gene Ontology annotation, molecular function: protein binding; chromatin binding.